CGACAUCUUCUCCGCCUGCCUCUCCAUUUCAUUUACUCAUUCGCUUUAGUACACGGAAAACCGCGGCGCGCAACUUCGUGGGCAGGGGGGGACAAACAAGAGUCCAAAGUGCCAAUCGCAACAACGCUCUUCUUCGACGGUUCGAGAUUGUACGUCCUCCAUGUUGUUGAUGUGUUCACUUGUCGACGGUUUGCUACCAAGCUACCUACCUUUACCUAUUUCCACUUUCGGUCAGCCCUCAAAUUGUUGAACGACAUCGCCAUCAUCCACCUCUCACUUCGUCAUCGCUUCCGUCCGCUCUCGACUGCCACCCCGCCGCGCGCUGCACCCUCCCAGCCCCCCUCCUCGAUAUCCAGAACACACAUUAACGUCUGUCACAUAGCACCCGCGAUCUAAACUCUCGGGACUCGAGAGUCAGCACGCGCGCCGCGACGUUGUCAGCUCAUACCGCUUACCACGCCGCCUACACCUCUUGUUGAACACUACCACGAUACUCAGUGUCGCUUGACUCUUCCACACGUCGUCCACCUGCCUGGGCACUUACCUACGCAAAUGCUUGCUCGAGCAAGCCAUAAUGGCGGCAGCUAACAAUCCCUUCGGGGCGCCUUCGGCUCCGGCUGUCAACCCUUUCGCGAAACCAAUACAAGCCGCACAGCCUACCCAAACAGCAUCGGUUUUCGGAAGCUCAUCAGCUCCUAAUCAGAAUCCGUUCGGGAAGCCUUUAUUUGGCCAGGCGCAAUCGUCCGCGCCGAGCGCUAGUCCCUCCCCUUUUGCUCAGAAUCCUUUUACGAAGCCAGUGGGACCGACGAAUUCUGCGGGCGGAAACAAGUCCCCAUUCUUUGGCGCGCAAACCACGACACAACAAGCAACAGGCUUUGGGGCGGCGAAUGCCAAUUCCCAGAAAGGACCACAGGGCUUUGGCGGCGGAAAGCCGUCUGGCCCCAGCAAUGGAUUCGGAAAUUCGCAAGCCAGUCAAAUGUUUGGAAAGGGAAAGGCCACGCGACAGCAACCACCACAGUCAGACGGCCGUGAUACUGGAGCGGCUCUAAUGAAUAAGUUCCAGCGCGGCCAACGAAAGAACAAUGAGCGCCCUGCAAAAACCCAGCCGAAUGCGACGCGUGCUGUCGGCAUCAAUAGCACCUCUGGCGCACCGACUCGAGAACCGACCGAGCGCACACGCGAGUUGUCCGAAUUUGCUUAUAGCUAUCACAACAGAAUCAAUGACCAGCUCAAAAAGGACAAUCUGAAGCCACCGCAAUGGCCGACGACUGAACUCGGCAAUCCGAACAAACGUGACGAUGUCGAGAACCUCAAGCAGUCAUUCAAGAAAUACCGUACUCGCGUAUACGAUGCCCUACGGAAAGUUGAGCUUAUCGAUGACCCUGAAAAGAGAAGGAAACUUGAGGAUGCGUUGCCCUUUAAGGGUAUCUGUGAGGACAUGUGCCCGGAGUUUGAGCAAAUAUCCCGUAUCGCCGAAUUCGAUGUCAAGAAUGAAGAGAAGGAAACCCAGCCCGGCGGGCUCACAGCAUGGCCAGAACCUUCGAAGAUGGUGAAGAAGUUCGGUCGAUCAGCAGCCGGUCAAGAUGCGCCCCUCCCUAUGGAUGUCCGUUCCAUCGACGCUUUACGAAGAACCACCGACUACCUCUUCAACGAUCUUUUACAGUCUGAGAACAACCUGCCAUCCAUGCACAACUACCUCUGGGAUCGUACACGAGCAGUACGCAAGGAUUUCACCUUUCACUCGCAAAAAUCGGCAGAGGAGAUGAAGGACAUGGUCUACUGUUUCGAGGCGAUCACUCGCUUCCACGCCACGGCUCUUCAUCUGCUGUCCCGGAAAGGGUUUGCAAAUGAGGAUUUCGAGCAGAAACAAGAGAUCGAGCAACUAGGCAGGACCAUCCUCUCAUUGAUGGAGGCAUACGAUGUCUGCAAGGAGAAACACGUUCUUUGCGAGAAUGAGGCGGAAUUCAGAGCUUAUUACCUACUUCUCAACGCACACGAUCCCUCUAUAGCACAGAGGAUUCGUACGUGGGGAAAGGAAUAUUGGUUCGAUUCCGAAGAGAUUCAAACAGCACUGUCUCUCAUCCAAGUCAUGGAAGACUUGCGGGAGUCAAAGGGACCCAUCAAGCCACGCCGAAUGACGACCAUGUCCGACACCGCCUUCACCAAUUUCUUCGCCAUUGUCGAAGACCCGCGAGUGUCAUACACCAUGGCCUGUGUUGCAGAGGUCCACUUCACCUUUGUCCGCCAAUGUAUUCUCAAGAAUCUUGUCAAGGCUUAUGCGCGCCUACGCGAUGCCCCCAGGACGAUCACUGCGUCCGAUCUUAACAAAAUGUUGAGGUUUGACACUGAUGAGGAGGCGGUUGCCUUCGCCGAGGAGCAUAAUUUCGAGUUUACCACUUGGGUGCCCCCGGGAAAGCCAGCGGUGUCCGAGCCAUACCUACUCCUGAAUAGCAAGAGGAAACAUGUCCCAUCGCCUAGAGUUCCCCAGUCCUACUCAGGACUGAUGGUUGAGCGGAAACGUGCAGGACAAUCGUUACCCUACGUUAUAUACAACACGAUUUAUGAAGAUAUUGCCGACAAUACAUCUGCCAAAAUGGAAUCAGAUACUCAUGGCGGCGGUCUCUUUGUUAACCCUCAGCAAGCUUUGCCUGCUUUUCCUACUUCACAAGUCAACAAACUUCAAGAUAUCGCAACAUCAACACCAUUUACGUCCAUGUCUGGAGCUGUACCGCCCAUCACCAAGACGCCUGAGAACAUCCCGAUGUUCCAAACAGCGGUAAAAGAUUUCGCAACUGGUGCAACGACCUCGAGUCCCUUUUCUCGCCCUUCGCCAGCGCAACAAGCACAACAGGCCGCAAAUCCGUUCUCCAUGUUCGGUCAACAUUCAGCUGUGCCACCAGCGACUCAAACGCAAAGUCCGGCCCCGGCUCACAAGCCUACCGGUGUCUUUGGACAGGCCUCUCAGACCCCACAACCGACAUUCGACUUCAAACCGUCUCGAAUCGCGAUCUCAGCUCCAGGUUCCUCGGCACCCACUGCUCCAACAGCAGAUUCAGAUACAUCGAAGCCUGUUACGUCGAAUUCGCUUGCUCCGGCCACUUCCAUUUUUAAUUCGGGCAGUGCGCCGGCCAACCCGUUCGCGUCAUUUUCAAACCAGAAUCAGAGCACUGCUCCAACCCAAUCCUCAGAGACCACGCAGCAAACGUCUUCAGGAUUCACGUUCGCUCCAACAGCACCUAACUCUAAACCUCUCCCUAGCUCCACUGCAACCGCAGGAACAGAACAACAACAGGCCAGCACCCCGGCGGUGCCUACGCAAACCCAACUGCCAGGGACGCCUUCGAUGAUAUCGACAACACCCUCAGUCUUCUCCGCCCCUCCCAAAUCAGUCGACAGCACAGCGCCCACUCCACCCGCAACACAGCCUUCAUCAGUCUUCGCUCCGCAGGCCGCUUCCAACUCACCUUUUGGGAUCAAGGGUACAUCCAAUGAUGGUGCUCCUUCAUCUUUGUUUCCUACGGCACCGCUUUCGCAGCCCUCACUAUCUACAUCUGCGCCUUCGCAAUCUGCUCCUCCUCCUCCAAGGGACUUGAUGGGUGAUUUCUCGAAGUGGUUUGUCAUGGGUGAUGGCGGUUUGCUGGAAGAGUUCACCGCCCACUACCUCCAAGAAUUGGUAGAGGGCGCCUUCAAUCAGCACCUGAAAGAGGAAGCUGAACGCAGGCGCAGGGAAGAAGAUGAACAGUCGUGGAGAGAGGCACGUGCACAUAUGACAAAUCGGCUACAGCUCAAAUACUUCUACCGGUGGCGGGAAGCUGCCAGGAAGUUGGCACAGAGACGAAUUCUUCGCGAAGGAAAGGAGAGGAUGCGACUAUACAGAGAACAGGAGCAGCGUGCGCGAAAGAAGAAUAAGGAAGAUGAGGAGAUGUUACGCAACCAAGAAAGAAUAGAAGCCAAGAAAAGGAUUCAGGCUGACGGUUCCCGACUCAAGCAAUUAGCGCUGAAUGCUUCCAGGGUUGGGCGAGGCCAGCAGCAAAUAGAGGAAGAACUUCUUGCCAGCGGCGUCUUCUCUGGAGUGCGUGAUGAGCGCGCAGCCGUCCGCCGAGCCAUCAAGGAAGCAGGGACUAAUGGCAACUGGGGCUCUCCACAGCCAGGAAAGACGUUUGGAUAUGGUUCCGAGUCAGGAUUCAAGCUUGAACGGGCGCCAUCAACAGCUUCCAGACGUCGGGAUGCUGGGAGUCUCAGAGACUCGCUGGCAGGUUCACCGGAAAGCACCGGCAGCAAAGAAGGUGGCAAGACGCGAGCACUGCGCGAAAAGUUUGGUCUGGGAGGCCCUAGGGGAAGCUUCUCAUCCGCUGGCGGUAGCUCGGUUCAGUCUUCCAUGGUCACCAAGUUCCGCCAUUCACUCAAUGGAAUCGGUAUCAAUGGUGGGAACAGCAUGAUCAAGCGAGCGAGCAAUUUCUCCACCCCACGAAAGCGCUCGAUCGAGCCUUCUCCAGCUACUGAGGGUAGAGAUCCCAAGCAGCCACGGAGAUCAAUGCUGGGAAUGAGCAUGGCAAACACAAGCCUGCCCAACAUCAGCCUGAGACAAGGUACCAGCACCAACAGUCCGAAACCUGAGGGAUUCAAAACUAGUCACUGGGAUCUCAGGGCCCGCGGGCUGGUGCCAAUGCCAGACGGGCAGUGGCUCCCGGAAGCCAUUGCCACCGCCAUAAAAGAAGGCAAGCUCAAACCACCUAGUCCUCCAACUCGCCACAACUCUUACUCACCCGCCAUCCGACCAUCGACCGAACACGCCAUCAUGUCGGAUGACGACGAGUCCAUGGGCAUGGGUAGCACCUACGACAACGGGGACGAUGUUGAGGUGGAUGAUUCUGCCUCCAUGACCAGCUGGCGCUUGAGGGUCGCCAGACUCACGGGCUCCACUAGUCUCGUCCAACAACACCUCCAAACACCCAAGCAACCGCCUGCCGACUACAGCACCUCUAGCAGACUUGCCAAGCUCAAGGCGAGAAUGGGAUACGGCUCACCAGGAGCUAGUGGCACGGGAUCUCCCGCUGUUCGCCCGUCGCCCACGCCUUCUGCCGCUUCAGCGACCGCUCGGCCAUUUUCCAGAAGAGAAGCCAGCUGGAGCGCCAUUCUCGACAAAAAGAGGAAGCGAGACCUGGCGAACGACGAGACGGCUGCGGCUGCGGCGGCGGCGACUGAAGCUUCUUCUGCUGCCCAAGGACAAGGACGAGGACGAUCAGAGAAUUCUCCGCCCAUGGCCAAGAAGGCAUACUAUGCUGCUUCGGCGGUUAGCAGAGGGAGCACCGCUGCUUUGUCAACGAGAGAGGAGACAAGCGCGGCAGUGGAGGAGACGCGGAGGAUGUUGAGGGAGUUGAGAGAAACGAUGGAUAAGCUGGACAGCGAUAAGGGGAUAUGGAGGGAAGAAGUUGGUGGUGGGAAGACUUAGUCUAGGGUAUUACUUGCAUUGAGUGGGGGAUGAUGAAGAAUCGGAGAAUCAUUUGAUGAUGAAAGCAAUCGAGAGAAAGAGGACAGCAGGGUUGAAUUCAAAUAUGAGAUUACAUCCUAAGGUUGCCUAACAGAAGCUGGAGUCAGGCGUAAAAUGUUUACGAAUCAGACACUCAAAUGAAAAUUAGAUAGAUAGGGAGGGAGGGAAGGACUCUGAGGCCUUCAUGCACUCGGUGCACAGAUUAUACUUGCUUCUACCUUUGAGCUGCUUCAAGAGACUUACCGUACCAAAACCAUAGCAUGAUAGAGAAUGACGAUACCCAAAUCCGGUA
Molecule: messenger RNA, 5783 nt
Organism: Neurospora crassa OR74A
Lineage: Eukaryota; Fungi; Ascomycota; Sordariomycetes; Sordariales; Sordariaceae
Exons: 2
Coding region: 575-5452 (1625 amino acids)
Biological process (GO): mRNA export from nucleus
Cellular component (GO): cytoplasm; transcription export complex 2; nucleus
Source: RefSeq, a predicted model, not a curated record